This is a messenger RNA of Staurois parvus, 430 nucleotides long. The record is from the annotation of a GenBank genome assembly. Lineage: Eukaryota; Metazoa; Chordata; Amphibia; Anura; Ranidae.
ACUGCAGACAUAGUACAGGAGAUGACCAGAGACUGCAGACAUAGUACAGGAGAUGACCAGAGACUGCAGACACAGUACAGGAGAUGACCAGAGACUGCGGACACAGUACAGGGGAUGACCAGAGACUGCGGACAUAGUACAGGAGAUGACCAGAGACUGCGGACACAGUACAGGAGAUGACCAGAGACUGCGGACAUAGUACAGGAGAUGACCAGAGACUGCAGACAUAGUACAGGAGAUGACCAGAGACUGCAGACACAGUACAGGGAUGACCAGAGACUGCGGACACAGUACAGGAGAUGACCAGAGACUGCGGACACAGUACAGGAGAUGGUCAGAGACUGCGGACACAGUACAGGAGAUGACCAGAGACUGCGGACACAGUACAGGAGAUGACCAGAGACUGCGGACACAGUACAGGAGAUGACCA